Molecule: messenger RNA, 837 nt
Organism: Mesorhabditis belari
Lineage: Eukaryota; Metazoa; Nematoda; Chromadorea; Rhabditida; Rhabditidae
Source: the annotation of a GenBank genome assembly
AUGGAACGAUGUGUGUUUUGUGGAUGGUCUCGUCGAACCGCUUAUCCCUCUGUCCGAUUCUUUGCCAUUCCUAAAGAACCCGGCCUGAAACGAGUACAAUGGCUGUACGCUAUUGGUGAACGAGAAAUGUCUGGUCGCCAAGAUCGUGUUUGUUCGGUACAUUUUCGAAGUGGAAAACCGAGUAGCGAUCCGAGCCAUGAGGACUUUGCACCACAUCGUUAUUUGGACAAAGAACCGCCAAAAGAAGUGAUUGAAUAUCUUGAACGCCUUGUCGAAAACAACGAAAAUGGACAAUUUGCGGCCAAUUCACAACCAAAAUUCAAGGCAAGCGUCUCCGUCACAAAUCCAUCGCAUGUCGAAUUUAACAAAGUAUCUCGUCCGAGCAUAUUGCAGAGACGUAAACGGACGAUUGGUGACCGGGAAGCUGAAGAUUUGCACGAAGGUUCCGAUGAUCCAGAAACAAAUGAGGAUGCGGAACAAGAGACUUCUAGAAAGCUUCCAUAUACAAUUGAAGAAGUAGAAGAUGAACCCGGAACAGUGAAAAAAAUGAGACUCUACCCACUUCAAAAAGAAUGGGUAAAGCAGACGGGAGCUGUUGAAGGAAUGAAAGUUGUGUUUCGAUUGAAACGAACCGAACCGAGAUCGAGUCCCCGAAAACAAGCACUUCCUGAGAAAACGAGGCGUGAAGUUGUGAGAAUUCGAAUGGAGGACGAACAUGGGAAUAUUAUUGAAGAGCGCUUGGUGAGCGAGGGAGAGGCGCGGCGGAUCCAAAAAGAAGUUGAACUCCAACAAAUGACCGAAGAAAGCGAGGCUGAUUUGCAAGUUCAGGAGCAAAUU